GGUCCUCCCGUCCCGUUCGGUGGCAUCGGUUACAUCUGUGCUCGACUUCUCUCCACUGACCUCUUUAGUCGAUUGGUUUCGUCUUUCUCUUCCUCACAUGUUUCAUGUUUGGGAGAGAAAACAUGGCAGCGCUCACGAGUGAAGUCCAGAUUGUACCUGCCAAAAAGCCCACAGUCCGAGGUCCACGGCGGGUAGCCAAUCAAAUUCCAGAUGAAAUCCUGCAAGACCCUGAGUUACAAGAGGCGAUCAAAGCCCUGCCUGCAAAUUACAACUUUGAGAUUCACAAGACGGUUUGGCGAGUGAGACAAGCCAAAGCUACGAGAGUGGCUCUGCAGCUUCCAGAGGGCCUGCAGAUGUUUGCCUGUGUCCUCGCUGACAUCAUUGAGAGGUUCACAGAGGCCGAUACCAUUGUGAUGGGGGACGUGACGUAUGGGGCCUGCUGCGUGGACGACUUCACCGCCCGAGCCCUGGGAGCUGAUUUCAUGGUUCACUAUGGUCACAGUUGUCUCAUCCCCAUAGACUCCACAGCAGGUAUUAAGAUGCUGUAUGUGUUUGUGGAUAUCCAGAUGGACAAUGCACACUUCCUGGACACGGUCAAGUUCAACUUCCCUCCUGGACAAUCUCUGGCACUCGUCAGCACUAUUCAGUUCGUUGCAGCCCUGCAGGCUGUGAGUUCAGCCCUAAAGCCAGAGUAUGAUGUGCUGGUCCCACAGUGUCGACCUCUGUCACCAGGAGAAAUUUUGGGCUGCACCUCCCCUCGCUUGGACCGCCAUGUCAAUGCCAUAAUUUAUCUAGGAGAUGGAAGAUUUCACCUGGAGUCGAUCAUGAUCGCAAACCCAGACAUCCCUGCCUACAGAUAUGACCCCUACAGUAAGGUCUUCUCCAGGGAGUACUAUGACCACGAAGCCAUGCGUGCCUUAAGGUUCCAGGCUAUUGACAAGGCUCGAUCCGCCCAGAGAUGGGGCUUGAUCAUGGGCACGCUGGGCCGCCAGGGCAGCCCCAAAGUCAUGGAGCAUCUGGAGUCAAGGCUCCAGUCAUUGGGCAAGUCCUUCACUCGAGUGCUCCUGUCCGAGAUUUUCCCAGGCAAGCUGGAUCUGAUGCAAGAUGUAGAUGCGUGGAUCCAGAUCGCUUGUCCGCGCCUCUCUAUCGACUGGGGCACAGCCUUCUCUAAGCCGCUGCUGUCUCCAUAUGAGGCAGCUGUGGCUCUACAGGAGGUCGGCUGGAAGGAAGUCUACCCCAUGGACUUCUACUCCAAUCAGAGCCUGGGGCCGUGGGCGCCCAACCACCCUGACAACCAACCAGUGCGGCCCACGCGCAGGCAGACUCAGAAACCAGGCUCGGAGCCAGCCCUUCCUACCAAGCAGUGUGAGCAGAACCAGUGCGCCCCCUGUGGCUGUCAAGGGAAAUAACACGUCAUGCCCAGCUCUGUGUUUGACUCGUCUCGCGCCUGCCAGUGCUUCUGCCUCUGCUGACGGCUGGAGGGAGGUCAAACCAGAAGAAGAGAGUGGGUAUUUGUCCAGACGGUCUAUAACAAGCAGAGGUCAACCCACAGGAGCCCUCAGCUGCUCCUCAUACGGAUUACCAACCAUAAAUAAUCCCUCGUUUUAAAGCACAGCAGGUCAAACUAAAUUCAUUGGUCUGGUUCGCGUUUUCUGCGCGUGCUCUGAGCUCAAACUACAAGCGACUGAGAGUAUAGCUUGUGUGUUUAAGGUCAUACAUGUUCAUGUGAGUCACAUUCCCAUGAAGGAGCUGCUCCCUGCUGUGCUAAGAAAGAAGUUGAUCCUGCACAGGGGGAAAGCGUGGGCCUUUGCGUAGAAUGCACACAUGGCUUUUGCGAUUGUUGGAGAGACCGUGCGAGAUGGCCUGGUGUACGGUAAAUGGAAUUAAAGCGUUAAUGUGGGUGGAUUAAGUCAAAUGCAAACCACUAGUCCUUGCAAAGCACGGUAUGCUGUCGGACACUUCAGAUGAGUUUCCCUUCAUGUUAAGUUUCAAAGGCAUAGACAUUGUAUGAAGCACUUGAUUUGAUAUACAAGAGUAUUCUACUAAAAUGUGUAUUAAAAUGUGAUGCACCACGACACAACCUUGUUUCUCUGUCUUGUUUUUCUGGUCAAACUCUGAAACAAUAAAUCAGGAAUGGAACCUUGCUUGUUGUGUGAGUGUUUUUGAUAAGCGCAGUGCCUUGCUGAAGCCCUCAGCCUUACAAACAGUACGAGUUUCUACAGUAGAUCCAUGCAGUGCUAGUCACGACUGCUCUCCGUCCUCAUUAUUUAUUGAUGGAGGAGUCUGUCAAUAAAUAAAGAUUCAAAAAAAAAAAAAAAAAAAACCUCUAUUGCAGUUUAGCUGUCACUGCAGAAACUGAUUGACAGCAGCACACCGUGGCUCCAGCUGACCCCGAAAACUUGUUGAUCUUCCCCAGAUUGCAGCACAUUGUCUCAAGUGGGUAUGUUCUGGGAGUUUUGUUAUUUGCCUGCAACUACUAGACUUCUCGAGUCAGAACCCUCUCCUCUACUUUCCACCGUUGUAUCUCCUUGGCAACAGAGGCCAGUGUGUGAUGCAGCCCGUCCCACUAAAUGUCUUUCUCAUGAUGUGUAUCACGUGUCCCACUAGUGGCUGUUAUGUUGAAGAGCUCAGUACUUGCUCCAGUACAGUGUGAGAUGCACGGUGGUCAAGAAUAAAUUAUUGGGCAGCAGAGCUCUCUCGCAGCUCAGGUUUGAUAUAUUUUUUUAGCGCACAGUUUUCUCACAGCCUAAAGAUGUGUUUUGCUUUAAAUAUUUAGCACUGACUUGAACAUCAGUAAAAUGGGAUGUGUUUUCAAAAAAAAAAGUUACUACAUUUUGUGUGUUGGGUUUAGAAUUUGAACCAUUUUAGACACAAAAGAUGGAACCAAAGGUUAUUUAAAUGUCAUAAUUAAAGUCAAAUAGGGCCCUUAUUACAUCGCUAACAUAAUUAGAUAACAAUAGUAGAGGUCUGGACACUUUGAUGUAUGCAUACCACUGUGGAAUGUUUUUAUAAUAAGGAUAUUAUUUUCUCAGUAUGUCUGAAAUGUGUGAAAUUAUUUUAAAAUUG
Sander lucioperca (pikeperch) is the source of this 3066-nucleotide messenger RNA. RefSeq names its product diphthamide biosynthesis 1 (gene dph1). Gene Ontology annotation, molecular function: 2-(3-amino-3-carboxypropyl)histidine synthase activity. Gene Ontology annotation, biological process: protein histidyl modification to diphthamide. The transcript is spliced from 12 exons. The record is from RefSeq and is a predicted model, not a curated record. Bases 105 to 1409 code for a protein of 434 amino acids. NCBI's taxonomy places the organism in Eukaryota, Metazoa, Chordata, Actinopteri, Perciformes, Percidae.